Molecule: messenger RNA, 7075 nt
Organism: Bursaphelenchus okinawaensis
Lineage: Eukaryota; Metazoa; Nematoda; Chromadorea; Rhabditida; Aphelenchoididae
Source: the annotation of a GenBank genome assembly
AUGAAUUCUCUAAACGAGCUGAGCCUGUUAGGGCCGCGUAACGGGACUAGCAGCCAAGUAUCACCAUCGUGGAGUGUUCCUUUGAUGAGUAACGAGUUUAACACACCGGUUUGUGUAUUCAGAUGUUCAGAAUGUCCGUUGGUCAAAAACUCAUGUGAAGAUUUGGAGAUUCAUAUCAAAAUUGAGCAUUUGAACUGGCUUCCCUUCCAAUGCACAUUAUGUUCGUCGAAAAGGGCUAGUGAUAACCAGAUGAGAGAGCACGUCUUGUCUCAUCAUCGUGUUAGUGAAUAUACCUAUACAUAUGUGGAUAAUCCGGCGGCCAAGAGGCUUUUACAAAGUAGGUUUUUCUUUCUUUAGUUUGUCUUUACUUUAAGGUUUCUUAUCGGUCAAUAAGUUUAUGGAAAAGGCUUGUUUUAGUGCAUUUAAAAGCAUUUUUGCCAAAAUAUCGACUAAAAUCAAUUGUAAUACUUAAAAUCUAAUAAAAAAGCUAAGAACGUUUUAUAACAACAUCAUUUUUAGACAGUAUUGACAGAGCACUAUCCGGUGCAAUACAACAGAUGGUAAAUCGUCGUAUUCAGGCACUACAACAAAAGAAUGGCGGUGUUUUACCAUCCACAUCCAGUGGUAACGCCGAGCAAAAACGCAAGAAUCUCCACGAUAUCCUUAGCAGAACGUUGUCACACGAAAACGACGGUGAAGACAGGAACUCAAGCAGUAGCUUAUCACCAGCUGAAAGCAAUGCCAGUGCUACAGCGACAGUUGUCAGCAAAAAUAGGUAUGAAUCUUGUCGAUUUUUGAGGAUUUUAGGGAAUAUGGAAGAUUUUUUGGAGUUUCUGAAGUUUACCGUAUGGUAAUGAAUGAAAAUGUGAACAAAAAGUGAAUAAUAAUAGUUUAUUAUCUUAUGUAACUACUAAAAUUAAUUUAAGCCUAAUAACUAACCUAAAUUUAUCAUUUUCCAGCGCAAACCUCAACGAACAUCCCGAAGAUCUCAUUACAAAUGAACAAGAAAUCGACUUCAACACUCAACUCACAAACCUCUUCCAAAACAACACUCAAGACUACGACGAUGACUGUAGUGACAAUGUAUCAUCAUCACUUUUAAAGACAUUAGGCCUCAGCACAACCGACAAACAAGAAGAAGACGAAGUUGAUCCAGACAAACUGAUUCAAAACGUUUCUUCUUUGUUCAAUGUCAACUUUGAUAACUUUAUGAAUAACCAGAAUAACAAGAAGCCAGCUUUGAACAUUCACGGUCGUGUUAUUAAACGUAGGCCUGGAAAUUCCACUCAAUGGUAAGGAUAAUAUAAGGUUUUUGGGUAUUAUAUGUUUUUGGUAUGUGGUUGGAAUUUUGGUCAUAAUUUUUGAACUAAAUGACGUUUUGGGUUGAAUUUUUGUUAUAAGCUAGCCAACAUAUUGUAGUUUAUGGAAACAAAUAUGAAAUUAUUGCUAAAAAAGAAUUUUGUGUUAUGAAACUUUUUUGAUAUUAUAGUAGUUAGCUGAUGAAAAAUGUAACUGUAGGAAGGAAGAUUGGUGAAGAUGGGUUAUUUUAUGUUAGUUUGGAAGGAAAUUGAUUUUAGUUUUUAUUUUUAAAAUUUCAGAAUUUUAGUUUUGAUAUUGGAUAAGUUAUGGAUAUUAUACUAGACAUCAAAUUUAUUUUUUUUGCAGAUUUAUUGGCUUUGUUGUUUUUUUUUUGAGAUUUUUGUUAAGAGUGGUAUAACAUUAGAUGUGUUGAUGUUUUGUGUUGCAGUAGUGAUGUUUUUUGAUAACUUUUAAGUAUAAAAAUCAUCUAUAAUCGACAAAAAAGUGAGCUAAAACCACUAAAAAAGUCAUCAUUUGUCUCAUCACUUCCCCAGUUCAAAAUAAAACUGAGUGUUUUAGUUUCAGCGUGAGCAAGAAGCGCGUGCUCGGCGAGUGCACCAAAUGCCAGAAACCAGUGACAGCGGGCGCACGCCAAAUGCACAUGUUCUACCACUUGGGCAAGGACGAGAACACCUACCGCUUCAAGUGCAAGUUCGACGACUGCGACGUGGAACACUACCGCAAGGAUCAAAUGGAGAACCACAUGUCUAAGCAGCACGGCCGUAUUGACCACGACAUGAUGCUCGACCGAUCCAACGAGCUUUACGAACGAGUCCAGAAGCUGAGCAUGGAGUUGUUGGGCACAGUAGGUAACCACCCAGGCCCAAACGCAGCCCGUGCUCAAGCCGCCUACAACAAAAUGCAAGCUGAAAAGGAGGAAACAAGAAAAAGGAAAGCCAAUGAUGAUGAAGAUGACAAACCAAACCCAUUGGACUUGCUGAGCCAGGUCUAUAGUCCAGCCACCAGUGAACGGAGCACCCCCAAAGUGGUUCGACCGGGAAAUGAAGAGAAUCUGGAGUGCAGAUUGUGCCACAAAUUUAUUGUUAAUAGGGUAGGUUUUUAAGGAAGAUUGGGGUGGAUUUUUUAAAUUUUAAAAAUUUUGAAAAAAAAAUCAAUUUUUGAAAAUUUUGAAUUUUUUUAUCUUUGAUACUUAAAAAUUCUUUUAAAUACAUUUUAUACUAAAAAGGAUGAUUUUAAAUUUGUUUUAUACCAAAUGAAUCAUUUUCUAACAAAACUCAUACCUAAAAUAACAUCAACCGUUCCAGACCCGCGGCUUCCACAUCCUCUGGCACUUGUGCAACGACCUCGGUAUCAUCCGCUACUGCUGCAAACUCUGCGACUACAAACACGAACGCCCUCAAUCCGUAUCGACGCACGGCAAGAAGGAGCACGGCACGGAGGACGUGGUGGAGGACAGUCUGAGCAAGUACGAGGAAGAGGUCAAGUCCAUGUCCAAAGCCUGCUUCGGCCUGGAGCAGUUGUUCUCGAAGGAAAGCCGCCGACGCAAGGUGGGUCAGGAGAUUAAUCUCGAGGAGAUAAUGAGCCCCGCCACCGCAUAAACACACGCUUCUUCGGUUAUCGGUUGUUAGUUAUGUUACCCCACACCUCCCUGUCACAAGGCCAAUUUCCUUUCUUUUCGACUCGGUUUUGAACUGGAGGAGCAUUUUUUGAAAAUUAAAAUGAAUUUGGAACGUAUUAGGUUGUUCAAUAAUUUUUGAGUUACUCGUAAAGCAAAUUUACGUUGUUAAGUAGCUCAGAAUUUUUUGAACAACUUAAAAUUUCAAUAGAAAAUUUGAUUUUGAUAGUUUGGGUGUUUUUCGAAAAUUAAAAUGAAUUUUGAACGUAUUUCAUAGAAACUGUGAUUUCGAACUGAUUUUGGACGUUUUUAAUUAAAAAUAAGUUUUGACGAACUGCGCCCAUGUCUUGGCGUCAAAAUUUUGAUUUGAAUUUUUUGAAGUGAAAAACGGGUUUUGCUGUGAGAAAAAUGACACUUGAUGAAUGAUAAGUAAUUAGUAACAUCUGAAAUGUCAUUUUUGUUCAAAAUUAAGAAAAAAAUUUUUUGAAAAAUUUAAGUUUUUUGAAAUUUGAAAAAAAAAUAUUUUUGAACUUUCUUGUGUGCGAAAUACAAAUAAUAACAAAGAAUAGUUGUUUUACUAACCCAAAACGAAAGGAAAUUAGCCUCGGGGACAGUUGGUUCACAUUAACAACCGCAACCCGCGCCCUAGGCUUAAAAUGCGAAAAGUUCAAAAUUUGAAAAGAAAAAGCGGGGAAAUUGGUCGAAAUAAGAAAACAACAUCUCAAUAUUUAUUCUGGUCUGAAUACGUUCACAAUACACCUCAGUCUUUACAUUUCGCUCUCUAUUGUCGUAUCAUGUUACAUUACUAUAAUAAACAUCUUGUUUUUAAUGUUGUCGCAGUGUAGCUAAGGUCUACAAUAUCUAGAAUUAGGUCUACAAUUUGCUUCUUGAUGUUGUUACAGUAAAGUACGCUUUCUACUACUGUAAAUGUAUUCAUAUGCACUGUAAAUCGGCUUCUGCACAGCUUUCUUUGGUUGCCAUUGGCUUUAUCUUGUGUUAUCAUUGGCAUUUUGUUAAGUUCUCAUGUUUAAAACGUAUUUUUUUAUCUUUUAUCACCUUUGGCAGUAUUCAGUGUAUCAUGUGUUACUAUUUGUAAUACUAUACACGGUAUAUCAUGUGUUACAAUAUGUAAGACAAUAGAUAUUAUAUAAUGUACAGUGGAACUCCUCUAUAACGAAUAUCUUGUAUAAAGGACCACUUUUAAAUAUUUUGCCAGUAGACAUGUAAGGGGGGUUUACUAUAUAGGCCUGGGCCCAAAGCAAAGCAUUUUUUAAAAGAGGACGGGCUGACACAUGUGGGCCUAAAGCAAGAGCUGACAUGUGGACUGGGCCGAACAAAUGAGCCCGGCUUAGACGUGAAAAUGGGCUUAUUAGGCAAGACCCGUGCUGUCCUGGUCCCGAUAUACCCUUAAGUAGAUUUGAAAGAGGAUUCACUAGGGCAACGAAAGUUGACAUGUAGCCUCCAGGGCCGGAGCUAAGAGUCCUGUCUUAGUCUAGGUCCAGCAACGAAAGAUUUGACUUGCGAAAACGAAAGGUUUGACUUUGACAAAAUUGAGCCCGGCCUGGUUCUUUAUAUUUAUACUUAACAACACAAAGUACAUUAAAAGCCCCUGUAUAUGUAUCACAAAACUCCUUUGUAACGAGUAACUUUUAAAGCCCCCAAGCGAUUUGGUGUACAGUAGUUCCAUUGUAUGUACAUUGCUAAUACUCUGUAACACGGUAUGGCAUUAUAUAGGCAUUUUUGGUCAAGACGCAUUGUUCUCAUAUCUCUAUACUUUUUGAAAACAUUAUCAAUGAAAAAAUGAAAGCACUAUCAAAAUAUUCACAUUGAAACCUUUCUACCCAAAACAUACUCAAUAUAUGUAUUCAGAAAACAUAUUUUUUCAAUACCAGUCAUCAUAUAUCACAACAUAGUCAGUAAUGUAAAGUCAAAACUCGCUCAAUUCAAAAGCCAUCAUCUCUCACGUUCUAUCUCUCUUUAUUUGUUUCUACGGUCUACAACAACUUCAUCUGACCUCAGGCUUUGUUCUUAAAAUGCUUUUUUUGUUUUUUUAUUUCAAAUAAACCUAUAAUAAUAUAAACAUGGGAGAGUAAAGUUUAAUGAAUUUUAUAGUAUAUCUUUAUAGAAUAAGAAGUAUCAAUAGGGAAGUUUGCUAGUGAGGAAUUCUAAUAAACUGUGCCAACAGAGACUUUGCUAGGGGGAGCGGAGGAGAGGUGAAUGGGGUGGAGGACUGAAUUGGGGUGCAUCAAUCCCCUCUUUUCAUCAAAGCCGGUUCAAAAAAAUAAGAAAAAAAAUUUUUUAGGGAAAUGGGUGCACCAGUGGUAGACCAAAAAAAAUUUAAUUUUUUUAACUUUUAAAUUUUUUUUUAAUUUAAAAAAAUUUUUAUUUUUCAAAUUUACAGAAAUUUAAUCCUGUCCAAAUAUGAAUGAGACAAAAAUUUUUUUUUGAAAAUUUUAAAUAAAAUUUUUUCAAAAAUAAAAUUUUGAAAAAAAGACAGUAGCUGGUUCCUUAGAAUCUUUUAUGGAAGAUACCACGCAUUCUAAAUUGGAAAAUAUGCUUUAUAUGCUUAGCAGCUAGAGAAGGGUGGGGUGACGAAAAAAAAUUUUUGGAUUUUUUUCGAAAAAUUCGGGCGCAGGCAGCAGCUAGCAAUAGUACCAGUGAUCCAAAAAAAUAUUUUUGGCUUUUAUUUGAUUAAGACAAAAAGUCUUUUUAAUUUACCUUAACAUAACCCAUUUCACCUACUUUUAGAUUCCAAAACAGUCAUCAGAAGACAAGUUCGAUGACUUGUCCGACAUUGCCGCUCCAUCCGGCCUUAGUCUCUUCGAAGGUGCCCUAACAACAUCAAAGAAGCCUAAUACAACCCCAACCACGACAAGUUCAUCGACUGGUAAAAAGCGAUUGUCAGCGAGGAGAUUCGGCGUUCGAAAGGGCACAAAGUCGAAGAAACAACGGCAGGAAAUGGUGAAGUUGAGGGAAAUCAGCAUGAUGAUUGGAGGAGCCGCCUACUUCAAGAAGAAGAGCACUGAAAGUGUCAUUUGUGAGGUAGGGGUUUUUUGAAAAUUUAAAGGUUUUAAAAUAAAUUUUGAGUUUCAAGCUGAACUUUAGGAGAUAAUUUUAUGCUUAGAAAUGAGGUUUUAGGCUUAAAAAUAAAAUUUCAGAUUCAAAAAUCACGUUUAGGCUAAAAUCUGUAUUUUAGGCUUAAACAUUAAAGUUUAUGCUUAAAGAUGAAUGUUAGGCUUAAAAAUGUAAUUUUAAGCUUAAAAAUGAAAUUCUAGGCUUAAAAAUAAAUUUUAGGCUUAAAAAUAAAUGUUAGGCUUAGAAAUGAGAGUUUAGGACCAGCAAUGAAAUUUUAGGCUUAAAAAUGAAAUUUUAAGCUUAAAAAUGAAAGUUUAGGAUUAAAGAUGAAUUUUAGACUUAGAAAUCAAAUUCUAGGCUUAAAAAUAAAUUUUAGGCUUAAAAUGAAUGUUAGGUUUAGAAAUAAGAAUUUAGGACCAGCAAUGAAAUUUUAGGCUUAAAAUUCGUAUUUCAGGCUCAAAGAUCAAUUUGAAAUUUAAACAUGAAAUUUUAGGCUUAGAAGUUAGUUUAUGUUUAAAAGUCGAAAAAAAAAUCUUUGCUUUUACUUUUUUAAAUUUAAAAAUUUGUUUUCAGGAUUGUGGAAAGCAAGUAGUAACUCGGUUGUCACAACACGCCUACGGUCAUAUGGAGAACUGUCCCCUCUACCUAUGUCCACUAUGCGAAAUGGGAGAUCCAUGCCGAGCGAUGGUGAUCAAGCAUUUGAAGGAUUUCCACGACUCCACCGCUAAUCCAACCGACAAUCGCAUCAAGCACGCUCAAGACAUCAAGAUGACCAUCAAACGCUGCUUCCCCGACAUCUUUGUCGACGCCAAAGUCCCCACCCAAGCCGAUCUGGACAAGCUGAAGACUAGUCUAGGUUUGUCUGACCACGACUUGACCGGUGAUGGCGAAGAACCACAACAAGAAGAGGAAUCGGAGGAAGAAAGGGAAGAACAAGAGGAAGAACAAGAUGACGUGGAGAAUCAAGAUGAAGUAAAAAUGGAAGAAGAAGUGUUUGGCGAGAUUGAGGGGCCAGAUUUAUCAAAAUAUGAAGUGGGGCAUGAGGAAGAAGUUGAAGCUGUAUAG